AAAUAUGGAGAAGACGAUGGAAAGUUUUCAAGAGCCCUCGGAUGAAGAAAAACAUUUUAUUCAAAAUCUAGCAAAAGUAUAUGACGAUGCAACCAACAAACACUGGGACGAUGAAGUAAAAAUCAUAAUCGAAAACUACACAGCCAACCACCAAAAAACAAAAGAGGAAACAUUUCAGUUACUCUUAAAUUUAUUCCCAUCAACACCGACAAAAAAUGAUGCAAUUCACGCCAGCCUAAUUGGAUUUUGGUAUCAAUAUAUAAUAAGGAUAUCAAAAAACCUAGAUAACGCGUUUACAUACUACAAGAUUGCUGCAGACCUUGGCGAUGGCUUCGGAAUCACGCAGUUGACAAUGUUUUUCAAUAAGAUUUAUGGCGAAUCUAUCGAUACAAAAUAUCUAGAAUAUAUUGAAUUGGGGACAAAAGCUGGACAUCCACAUGCCAUUUAUAAACAUGCUGAGUCGCAACCUAUCAAUAAGCGAGUUUACUGGUUUCAGAAGGCAGCAGAAAAGCAGUUCAGCCCUGCUGUUGAUGAACUUGCUCGUUUUUACAUUAAAGGUGAACAUGUUAAUAGAGAUUUACAUCGCUCCUUGAGAUUAAUAUUGGUGAAUAAACGUAAUUGUGUACAUACCUGGAGGCCAACAUAUGUACUGCAUCAAAUAUUUCGAAAUUACUAUUAA
Ambispora leptoticha is the source of this 679-nucleotide messenger RNA. The record is from the annotation of a GenBank genome assembly. NCBI's taxonomy places the organism in Eukaryota, Fungi, Glomeromycota, Glomeromycetes, Archaeosporales, Ambisporaceae.